Molecule: messenger RNA, 1110 nt
Organism: Medioppia subpectinata
Lineage: Eukaryota; Metazoa; Arthropoda; Arachnida; Sarcoptiformes; Oppiidae
Source: the annotation of a GenBank genome assembly
UUUUAGUAUUGAAACCCAAUUGUGGACCAAAUCAUGGACGAGACGACGAAAGAGAGUCAAAAUUGCGAUAAGUCUUCUGUUGUGCUCAAAGAGAAACAACAGGCGAUGAAAGAGCAGUCCGGGAACGGGAAUCCCGUCACCCCGAAGAUCAAGAUUCCCCGGUCCAGGAAUGAGAGCACCAGUAGUGACGAGAAUCUACACAACACAACCAUCACCGACGCGGACACAUCCAGUCCCGAUGGGAAGCGUCAGAAGCAUCCGCACACACCCGACAGCCCGCCCCUAACGCCCACCACACCGUUGGCCCAGUCUAUCGGCUCCGGUAUGUUUGGCUACGGUAUCACUCCAUCGCCGCCUCGAUUCGUAUCGCUCGAAGAGAUUAUGAAAGCGGCGAAUGGGGUCGAGAAUAUGGUUUUGGCGCAUGAGAUCGCCGUCGACAACAACUUCAAACUCGAAAAAGUGAAUCCACCGGACAAUAGUCUUGAGCAGAAAGUGAAGGAAGUGGUGCACAAAGCGUUUUGGGAUAUAUUGGAGUCACAGCUGAAUGAGUCGCCAACUAAUUACAAACAGGCGAUGGCUUUACUCAAAGAGAUCAAAGAGAACUUAUUGUCACUCCUUUUGCCACAACACACACGCCUUCAGCAGGAGAUCGAAGAGAUACUUGAUUUGGAUCUAAUCCUACAACAGGCCGAUAACGGGAUACUAGACUUUCAGCGGUACGCGCAGUACAUACUGUCCGUUUGCGCCCGACUCUGCGCUCCCGUCAGGGAUGAGAAGAUUCGUGAGUUGACCCAAACCGAUGAUGUCGUCCCACUCUUCAGAGGGAUUAUGGAACUGUUGGAUGUGAUGAAGUUAGAUAUGGCUAACUUUCAUAUACAACAGAUGCGACCACACAUUCAACUCAAAUCCAUUGAAUACGAGCGCAAAAAGUUUAAAGAGUUUCUCGACAGUCAAUCAAAGCUGUCAGCAGUCGAUGGACUCGAGUACACAAAGACAUGGCUUAAGAGGAACUACGAGUCGAUUGACGUGUCCAACGAAACCAAUUGCAAAAUCAUUACGAAUAAGAUUCUGGUGAACGCAUACUUAGAGCUAUUGGUUUGGGAUAAUGGC